AUGUGGCACAUUCAGAAUAACUAUCAGUACAAGACGCAACGCUCAAAUUCAGAUGUAAUACAGUUGAAAUGUGUAAAAGAGCCUGUUUGCAAUUGGUAUCUUAGAGCUAUGAAAAAGGAAAAACUCAAUGUAUGGAAGAUAACAGUAAUUAGAGGGCAGCAUACAUGCACAAAUGCGUCACUGCAUCAGGGUCAUCGACAGUUGGAUUCAGAAUAUAUCGCAGAGGAGGUGCUACCUAUGGUAAGAGCAGAUUUGAAAAUAAAUAUUGCAGCUAUUCAGGCCUUUGCUAGUUCUCAGUUACAACACCCGGUUUCGUACAAGAAAGCAUGGAAGGCCAAACAAAAGGUUAUCGAGAAAUUAUUUGGGACAUUUGAAGUUUCAUACAAUGUCCUCCCUAGAUUGUUGCAAGCAAUACAAGUUUCAAAUCCAGGGUCGGUGGUUAAUUUUAAAUAUAAGGACAUUGUCAGUAAUCGGGCUACGUUUGGUCGUGUAUUCUGGGCAUUUUGGCCUUCUAUAGUCGGCUUUCAAUCCUGUCGUCCUUUGAUAAGUAUUGAUGGCACACAUUUGUAUGGGAAAUACAAAGGCAAAUUGUUGAUCGCGGUUGGGUAUGAUGCAGAUAAUGGCCUUUUCCCGUUGUGCUUUGCUAUUGUAGACGAAGAAAGUGCUGAUAAUUGGGGAUGGUUCAUAGCAUGCAUUCGUUCUUAUGUUACCAAUCGAAGAGGCAUUUGUGUGUUGUCUGAUCGACACACUGGUAUUUUGGCAGCAAUGCGUGAUGGUUGGCCAGAACCAUUUGCUUAUCACAGAUUUCUCAUGAAUACAAUGAUGUUUCCAUUGAGACGAUGGCUGGAUUCUCUGGAUGUUGCUUCCAGUUGGUAUUGCGUGAUGAUUGUGGAAAAUUUGUAA
Molecule: messenger RNA, 903 nt
Organism: Tripterygium wilfordii
Lineage: Eukaryota; Viridiplantae; Streptophyta; Magnoliopsida; Celastrales; Celastraceae
Exons: 2
Coding region: 1-903 (300 amino acids)
Source: RefSeq, a predicted model, not a curated record